Danaus chrysippus (African queen) is the source of this 222-nucleotide messenger RNA. The record is from the annotation of a GenBank genome assembly. NCBI's taxonomy places the organism in Eukaryota, Metazoa, Arthropoda, Insecta, Lepidoptera, Nymphalidae.
AUGACAGGGCCAUGUUUGGACCUCCCACUGCCACUACUAGCGGCGCAGACGCCGAGUCGGUCGUGGUCCACCGCCAAGUUGUCCGCCAUCCGCCCUCGGCCGCCAGGUUCAACCCAUCCAGGCUGCCAAGGUCUCCUCCAUCACGCCAGGCGCCGGCUGCCAAGAGCGCCACUUAGCAAUAGCCACAUAGUCGGCGGUUUAUUUAUAUUCGUUUUAGAAUAG